GGCCAACAAUGGUUUCCAUCUCUUCCAUGGCUUUCCCUUCUUCUGUCACUUCCAUGGCUUUCCCUUCUUCUGUCAGAAGAAUCUUCUCAUCUGUUUCUUCUUCUCACAACUUCUCAAGGAUGAGAAGCUUCUCAUCUGUUUCUGUUUCUUCUUCUGUGAGAAGUUUCUCCGUGAGAAGCUUCUCAUCAACCAAUGAGGAGCUCUUUGCAAAGGAGGCUGAGGAGAAGCUUGCAAAAGAAAAGGAUGAGGAGCUCUUUGAAAAGGAGGCUGAGGAGAAGCUUGCAAAAGAAAAGGAUGAGAAGCUUGCAACAGAGGCUGGAAAAGUUGAGUUUGCAGAAAUUUCGGACAGGUUUACCAAUCUCCUCAAAGUCCACCUAACUCCUCCUUUUUACGGAAUCGGACGUAAACGAACGAAGUAUUGGAAUGCGUGUGCUCAUUCAGCAAUUGAGGGACUUGGAGUGGAGUUUGCUUUUGAUAAAAAAGAAAUACCAGUCAAUGGAGAUGAAUUCCUAUACUUUCUCUUUGAGCUCCCAUCCUCGAAGAAAUUGGUAGAAAUCUUGAUGGGUGAGAAAAGUGUCCAGUUCUUCUUGGAUGAAGUGGAACAAAACGAUCUGGCAAAAAAAUACUGGGAUUUGAUUGAAGAGAAGCAGAGAACUGGGAUUUGAUGAAGAAAGCAGAGGAGGAGAG
Molecule: messenger RNA, 687 nt
Organism: Arabidopsis arenosa
Lineage: Eukaryota; Viridiplantae; Streptophyta; Magnoliopsida; Brassicales; Brassicaceae
Source: the annotation of a GenBank genome assembly